AUGGCGAUGGCGUCCCACACGGCGGCGCGGGUCAUGGUCUCGGCCGCACCGUCGUGGGGUUGUGGAGUCGUGGAGGAAAGGGAUAUGCGAGAGUACAUUGGCCUCGGCCUCCUCCCUCGUGUCAUCACCGUCGUCCCGCUUGUCGUGUCGUCCCGCCUGCCAUGCCGCAAAAAACCGGUUGGCGACUCGCUGGUUCCUUGCUCGACAUCGUCAUCCGCAAUCGUGUCUGUCCAUCUCGGUCGCCGCAAUUGGCCCGAUUGUGACGACAUGGAGGGAGGUGAGGUGACACCAACGUCGUCAUCUCGACGGCCCUCGGAUCAGCAAGGAGUGAGCACAGCAAACACAAGCACAAAGAGAGCUUCCUUGGAUAGCGGGGUAAACCUCAUCCUCCUCCUCCUCUCUUCCUCCUCGCUCCCUGCCUCUAGCCUAGCCAUCUCCGGCUGUCUCUCGCCGUCCCUCACUUGA
This is a messenger RNA of Ilyonectria robusta, 465 nucleotides long. RefSeq lists its product as uncharacterized. Bases 1 to 465 code for a protein of 154 amino acids. The record is from RefSeq and is a predicted model, not a curated record. The transcript is spliced from 4 exons. NCBI's taxonomy places the organism in Eukaryota, Fungi, Ascomycota, Sordariomycetes, Hypocreales, Nectriaceae.